CGCACACAAAAUCUCAAGGACGGAUCAAAAGGGAAGCCCUUUUCUCAUUAAACCCCCUCAGUCGUAGCGGGCGUCUGGUUCAUUUUUCUAUCAUCUUCUGCCGGCAUGACUCAACUAGUUCUCUUCCUCAGUGUUGGUGGCUGCAACAAGCGAACAUGACCUACUAAUCGUGGGAGAAGUACAAGGCUCCCCACGUUCACCGGGCAGUUCCUCACCUAACAAGACAUCCCGUUCCUGUCAGACCUUCUGGUUGGCUGUUGCUUUCUUCUCCUUCUACGGCAUCCCGCGCAUAUCUACACCAAAGUGUGGUUGAGAACGCAACCGACAGUCAUCAGAUGCCGAAGCUGGCAUAGCUGCCGUUGACAUUCUCGGCAAUGUCCGCGACGUGCAUCUCCGACUCUGACAAACUUGCUUGAGAGUCCGCACUUGUUCUUGCUCAUGGCGCCUUCCCUGGGAGUUGCGUGUAGAGCCAUGCUUCACCUAGCGCAAGGUCAAAAUCCGAGAGUCGGAUGAUGACCUCUCCGAUUUAUGGUCUGCGGACAUCCCACAUUGCGAAAACUCCGUCUAACCUCUAUCCUGGGUUAUGUUCUUGGUCGACGACGGAUAUUCAUACUUUUCCAAACUGAUGUUCCCCUGUGUCGUUACAGCUGCCUAUCUCUGGCAACACCACCCUACCAUCGGCGUUUGUGGUGAUACAUAUCAUCACAAGCUUACAAAAGGCUCCAUUGAACCAAAUAAGUCGUACCCCACUAUCUAGUCCAAAGUUCAAGAGGUAGAGAGAUUCGUCUUGCGCCUGGCCAGCGUUUUAACUUUUUUCUACCCAUUUCCAAAAGAAAAGAAAAAAAAAGGUCGUCAACAUCCUUAGCAGUCAUGACCAAGUUAAUACUUUCUACCGGAAACAUCAUUUCCGGCGGGCCCUCCAUUGUUCGCAAGCCCGGCGCAUCCAACCUCGAACUCGUAAACUCUCUGAAAGUCAGCUUCCAAGAUGCGCAACUAGACUACGCCGACGAGAUUGAGAACCUGAACGCGAAUGGAACGACGAAGACGACGACGACUACGACCAAUGGCACCAGCAAUGGCGUCCACGAAGCCACAAAUGGCGAUAGCAACACUACCGACCCCGUAGCAGGCCCGCUCUACUGGACGGCGCAAGACCAGAAAAACAAUACAAUCUUCGUGCCCCGCAUCGACUGGGAAACCGCCGCACUCUCUGAAGAGCGUUCGCAGUACGACAUUACCGUCAAGAUUUUCUUCCUGCCCACUACAACGCCCGACGUUUCCAGGCGGGCGCAAUACACAACCGAAGCAAUGGAGCUAGUGCUCAAAGAGCUCGGAGGGAUCCCAGACGUCGACCUGCUCGUCGUUUCCUUCCCGGGCAUGUCCUUCGACGGCGACUGCGAGUGGGAGGCCGACAAGCUGAACGCUUCGCAGGGUGACGACGAGUCCGAGAUUGCGACUUGGCAGGCGGCCGUCGAGGAGCUGCACCGCCAGGGACUGGUGAAAAGGCUAGGCAUAUCCGAGUUUGGCACCGAGAAGCUGGCGCGGUUCAUUAAGCGCGUGGCAAUCCCGCCGGCGGUGGACCAAAUCAACCUCAAGAACUGCUGCAACGUGCCGCCGCCGCUGGCGACGCUGGCUAAGGAACAAAAUGUGGAGUUGUUGGUGCAUAGCGAUUGCACGGACAUCUUGCCCGAGGGAACGCUGAGGGAACUCCUGGGCCCGCAGGGUGCUGGGCUUCUGGCUGACCCAGCGACGGGCAGCGGCGGCUUGACGGGAAACCUCACGCCACAAUGGGUGAUUAAGUACACGGCUGUGGUGAAGAAUAGGGGCGUGAUUGAGAAUAAGGGAUACUUUGCCGGUGCCGAGUUGAACUGAGGCACUCGCUCUAAAAUACUUGGGGGGGUAAUAGAACCGCAUACAAAACCGACCUAUAUAGCUGCUGCAUAUUGUGUAGCUGGGUCCAAGGGAGUUUUUGGAUGGGACGGGUGGCCAGGCAGGCAAGCAGGCAUUCUGAUUCUAUUGAUAUUAAUACCAAUUGCGUUCGUUGUCUUCGUUGCUUAUGAAAAUGGCGUUUCGAUUUGCAUGAAUGUAUUGCAACUUCACUUUCCUUUCCAGCGCGCGAGCUCCGCUGUUCCAAC
This is a messenger RNA of Neurospora crassa OR74A, 2135 nucleotides long. Its product is annotated as gamma-cysteine synthetase regulatory subunit. Gene Ontology annotation, biological process: glutathione biosynthetic process. The transcript has 3 exons. Lineage: Eukaryota; Fungi; Ascomycota; Sordariomycetes; Sordariales; Sordariaceae. The record is from RefSeq and is a predicted model, not a curated record. Bases 871 to 1872 code for a protein of 333 amino acids. Gene Ontology annotation, cellular component: glutamate-cysteine ligase complex. Gene Ontology annotation, molecular function: glutamate-cysteine ligase catalytic subunit binding; enzyme regulator activity.